CUCUUAUCGGUGAUACGCCUUCCCGAUGAUUCGGCGCACCUGCAACACUAACUAUUAUAUCCUGGAGUGAUGCUUAACAGCUUCUCAUACCUCUGGUCGGCGAACCAGACUACAUGAAGAUGAAGGUGCUGCUGUUUGUCACUCUCUUAAGCGUAGGAAUAGCAAAUAUCAAUGCUGCUCGUCUAUUGUUCGGGGGUUCCGGUGGAUCUGCAAGUGGCUCAGAUGCUUCAGAGUCGGAAGAAACAGUGGAGACUGAAAGUGCCUCGGGAAGUACUGGAGGUGCAUCAGUUUCCGACGCAUCAGUGUUGAGCGGAAGUGUCUCUGGAAAUGCAGGAGGAACUUCAGGAUCUUACGUAUCAGAAUCGGGCGCUUCAGGAAGUGCAGGAGGUGGUUCAGGUGAAGAUUACGAUGGAUCAGGAGGUGGUCUAGGUGGAUUAGGCGGUGGUUCUGGUGGAUCAGGAGGUGGAUUACUCAGUGGGUUAGGCGGAGGCUCUAGUGGAUCUGGAGGUGGUAAAGGGGGCAGUUCCGGUGGAUCUGGAGGUGGCCUCGGUGGCAUGGGUGGAUUAGGUGGUUUAGAUGGUGGUUCAAGUGGAUCCGGAGGUGGUAUGGGUGGAUUACUCGGCGGAUUAGGCGGCGGCUCUGGUGGAUCCGGAGGUGGCUUAGGCGGAUUACUCAACGGCUUAGGCGGUGGUGGCCUUGGCGGCUUGGGUGGUUUAGGAAGCGGAUCCGGUGGACUUGGAGGUGACCUGAGUGGAUUACUCAGUGGUUUUGGCGGUGGUUCUGGUGGAUCCGGAGGUGGCCUCGGUGGCUUGGGUGGAUUAGGUGGCUUAGGCGGCGGCUCCAGUGGACCCGGAGGUGGCCUUGGUGGAUUAGGUGGUUUAGGAGGCGGUUCCAGUGGAUCAGGAGGUGGCUUAGGCGGAUUACUCAACGGUUUAGGCGGUGGUUCUGGUGGACCCGGAGGUGGUCUAGGCGGUUUGGGUGGAUUAGGCAGUUUAGUCGGCGGAUCCGGUGGACUAGGAGGAAACUUGGAUUUGUCUGCUUUAGGAAACUUAGAUUUGUCAAAAUUAGAUCUAUCUGAAUUAAGUAAUAUAGAUUUAUCCAACUUGGAUUUGUCUGCCUUAACUGGAGGUGGACUGGGUGGCUUGGGUGGCUUGGGUGGAUUAGGUGGAUUAGGCGCUGGUUCCAGUGGAUCUGGAGGUGGCCUCGGUGGUUUGGGCGGCCUAGGCGGCGGUUCCAGCGGAUCCGGAGGUGGAUUACUGAACGGUUUAGGCGGUGGAUCUGGAGGUGGCCUAGGCGGAUUAGGAGGAGGUGGCUUAGGUGGCUUAGGCGGUUUAGGAGGAGGUUCCAGUGGAUCAGGAGAUGGAAGUGGCCCUAGUUUGCCCGGAUUAAAUGGAGGAAACUUGGAUUUGUUUAAUUUAGAUUUGUCUGACCUAAGUAACAUUGAUUUAUCCGAAUUGGAUCUAUCUGAUUUAAGUAAUAUAGAUUUAUCCAACUUGGAUUUGUCAUCUUUAAGUGGAGUUGACUUAAGUGACUUGAGUGGAUUAGGUGGCAUAGGUGGGGAUUCCAGUGGAUCUGGAGGCCUCUUGUUUGGUGGUUCAGGUGGAUCUGGGGCUUCCGGUUCUGGUUCGGGAGAUUACAGCUACGGUGAUUCAGGAUCAGACGCUUCCUCAAUAAGUGGAGGUGAUUCAGGAAGUGGAGGAGAUGAUUCAGCAGGACUUGGUGACUCAGGUAUGGGUGGAAGUGGUCCAGGAAGUGGAGAAGAUGAUUCAGGAUCAGGAGCCUCGGGCAUGGGUGGUGGCGGCUCAGGAGGUCUCUUGUCUGGUGGCACAGGUGGAUCUGGGGCUUCCGGCUCUGGUUCGGGAGACUACAGCGACUAUGACUCAGAUUCAAGUGCCUCGGGCAUGGAUGGAGGCGGGCCAGGAAGUCGAGGAGGAAACUUGGAUUUGUCUAAUUUAGAUUUGUCUGACCUAAGUAACAUUGAUUUAUCCGAAUUGGAUCUAUCUGAUUUAAGUAAUAUAGAUUUAUCCAACUUGGAUUUGUCAUCUUUAAGUGGAGUUGACUUAAGUGACUUGAGUGGAUUAGGUGGCAUAGGUGGGGAUUCCAGUGGAUCUGGAGAUGGAGAAGGCGGGGAUGGAUCCGGGCACGAUUACAGUGAUUACAGCUCAGAUGGAGAAGGCGGGGAUGGAUCCGGGGACGAUUACAGUGAUUACAGCUCAGAUGGAGAAGGCGGGGAUGGAUCCGGGGACGAUUACAGUGAUUACAGCUCAGAUGGAGAAGGCGGGGAUGGAUCCGGGGACGAUUACAGUGAUUACAGCUCAGCUGCUUCGGGGCCUGGCGCCUCAGGGAUGGGUGGAGGCGGUCCAGGAAGUGGAGGGGGAAGCCUCUUGUUUGGUGGUUCAGGUGGAUCUGGGGCUUCCGGUUCUGGUUCGGGAGAUUACAGCUACGGCGAUUCAGGAUCAGACGCUUCCUCAAUAAGUGGAGGUGAUUCAGGAAGUGGAGGAGAUGAUUCAGCAGGACUUGGUGACUCAGGUAUGGGUGGAAGUGGUCCAGGAAGUGGAGAAGAUGAUUCAGGAUCAGGAGCCUCGGGCAUGGGUGGUGGCGGCUCAGGAGGUCUCUUGUCUGGUGGCUCAGGUGGAUCUGGGGCUUCCGGCUCUGGUUCGGGAGACUACAGCGACUAUGACUCAGAUUCAAGUGCCUCGGGCAUGGAUGGAGGCGGGCCAGGAAGUCGAGGAGAUGGAAGUGGCCCUAGUUUGCCCGGAUUAAAUGGAGGAAACUUGGAUUUGUCUAAUUUAGAUUUGUCUGACCUAAGUAACAUUGAUUUAUCCAAAUUGGAUCUAUCUGACUUAAGUAAUAUAGAUUUAUCCAACUUGGAUUUGUCAUCUUUAAGUGGAGUUGACUUAAGUGACUUGAGUGGAUUAGGUGGCAUAGGUGGGGAUUCCAGUGGAUCUGGAGAUGGAGAAGGCGGGGAUGGAUCCGGGGACGAUUACAGUGAUUACAGCUCAGGCCUCUUGUUUGAUGGUUCAGAUGGAUCUGGGGCUUCCGGUUCUGGUUCGGGAGACUACAGCUACGGUGAUUCAGGAUCAGACGCUUCCUCAAUAAGUGGAGGUGAUUCAGGAAGUGGAGGAGAUGAUUCAGGACUUGGUGACUCAGGUAUGGGUGGAAGUGGUCCAGGAAGUGGAGAAGAUGAUUCAGGAUCAGGAGCCUCGGGCAUGGGUGGUGGCGGCUCAGGAGGUCUCUUGUCUGGUGGCUCAGAUGGAUCUGGGGCUUCCGGCUCUGGUUCGGGAGACUACAGCGACUAUGACUCAGGAUCAAGUGCCUCGGGCAUGGAUGGAGGCGGGCCAGGAAGUGGAGGAGAUGGAAGUGGCCCUAGUUUGCCCGGAUUAAAUGGAGGAAACUUGGAUUUGUCUAAUUUAGAUUUGUCUGACCUAAGUAACAUUGAUUUAUCCAAAUUGGAUCUAUCUGACUUAAGUAAUAUAGAUUUAUCCAAAUUAGAUUUGUCAUCUUUAAGUGGAGUUGACUUAAGUAACUUGAGUGGAUUAGGUGGUUUAGGAGGAGGUUCCAGUGGAUCCGGAGGUGGCUUCGGUGGCAUAGGCGGUUUAGGAGGAGGUUCCAGUGGAUCAGGAGGUGGCUUGGGUGGAUUAGGUGGAGGUCCCGGAGGAUCUGGAGAUGGAAGUGGCCCUAGUUUGCCCGGAUUAAAUGGAGGAAACUUGGAUUUGUCUAAUUUAGAUUUGUCUGACCUAAGUAACAUUGAUUUAUCCAAAUUGGAUCUAUCUGACUUAAGUAAUAUAGAUUUAUCCAACUUAGAUUUGUCAUCUUUAAGUGGAAUUGACUUAAGUGACUUGAGUGGAUUAGGUGGCAUAGGUGGGGAUUCCAUUGGAUCUGGAGGUGGAGAAGCCGGGUAUGGAUCCAGAGACGAUUACAGUGACUACAGCUCAGAUGAUUCAGGAUCAGGAACCUCGGGCAUGGGUGGAGGCGGCUCAGGAGGUGGAGGAGGUCUCUUGUCUGGUGGCUCAGGUGGAUCUGGGGCUUCCGGCUCUGGUUCGGGAGACUACAGCGACUAUUACUCAGAUUCAAGUGCCUCGGGCAUGGAUGGAGGCGGUCCAGGAAGUGGAGGAGGUGCUUCGGGGCCUGGCGCCUCAGGGAUGGGUGGAAGCGGUUCAGGAAGUGGCGGCGGAGGAGGAGGAGGUCUCUUGUUUGGUGGUUCAGGUGGAUCUGGGGCUUCCGGUUCUGGUUCGGGAGACUACAGCUACAGUGCUUCCGGACCAGGCAUGGGUGGAAGUGGUUCAGGAAAUGGAAGAGGUGGUAAUGGUCCUGACGCUUCAGGCAUGGGUGGAGGCAGCUCAGGAAAUGGAGGAGGUGGUUCGGGACCUGGCGCCUCAGGCAUGGGUGGAAGUGGUUCAGGUAGUGGAGGAGGGGGAGGAGGUCUCUUGUUCGGUGGUUCAGGUGGAUCUGGGGAUUCCGGUUCGGGUUCAGGAGACUACAGCUACGAUGAUUCAGGAUCAGGAGUCUCGGGCAUGGGUGGAGGCGGCCAAGGAGGUGGAGGAGCUGCUGCGGGUUCUGACGCCUCAGCAAUGGGUGGAGGUGCUUCAGGAAGUGGAGGAGGUUCCGGAUCGGGUGCAAAUGCUUCAAGUACAACAGCAUCAGGAACUGACAGCGGAUCUGGUGGAUUUUUGCUUGGAAUACUCUAAACUAAGUAAUCUGAGGAUAUUGGAAUUCCACCAAAUCCAGUGUGCGUGUUUUAGACUUGCAGCAGCAUCUUUCAAAAUGCAUUUGAGACUGUUAAGAUUUACUUAUGAAUUUGAAAUAAAUAUUAUUAGCAUCA
Argiope bruennichi is the source of this 4822-nucleotide messenger RNA. RefSeq lists its product as uncharacterized. The coding region runs from base 114 to 4688 and encodes 1524 amino acids. The transcript is spliced from 111 exons. NCBI's taxonomy places the organism in Eukaryota, Metazoa, Arthropoda, Arachnida, Araneae, Araneidae. The record is from RefSeq and is a predicted model, not a curated record.